Drosophila grimshawi is the source of this 2381-nucleotide messenger RNA. RefSeq lists its product as uncharacterized. The transcript has a single exon. Gene Ontology annotation, molecular function: ubiquitin-protein transferase inhibitor activity. Gene Ontology annotation, cellular component: cytoplasm. The record is from RefSeq and is a predicted model, not a curated record. NCBI's taxonomy places the organism in Eukaryota, Metazoa, Arthropoda, Insecta, Diptera, Drosophilidae. The coding region runs from base 205 to 2205 and encodes 666 amino acids.
UCGCCCCAUUACGAAAUACAUCCAGGCAUUCAGAGCGAACAGCUGAUUUUGAACAAAUUUCUACGUUAGGGGGGGAAUGGAUAAAGCUGCCGGUCGCCAGACGACAAACUAUUUCCACAAUUUUUCAGUUUCAUUAAAAUCAAAGUGAAAACAAAAAAAAAAAAAAUCGGAAAAAAGGAAACAGUGUGUGUGCGUGUGUAUAAAAUGGAAACGAGUGCUGCGGCUAAUUUACUGCGUCUGAUCAAACAGCUGCUGUUGGAACGCGCCUUCGAUGGCAUCACAAUGCUUUUUCACAGUGCCGCCGAGGCGGCAAAAAAUGCCCCUCAUCUGCCUGCAAUCGCCAUGGAUCUGUACGGCGAUAUUUGCGCGCCAACGCUAACGGAUGCCACAAAUGUGGACGAUGCGCCACUCUUCGAUUGCUGCAACGAGUUGCUCAAAAUUGUGGCACAAUAUGCUCCGUUGCAGCAGUUUAUGCUGGAACUGAUGGAGAAGAUCGAGGAGAGCAGCAGCAUUGCGAUAUUCUCGGCAUAUCUGCGUGCCCUCCAGGUUGUGCUGCUGCGUCAGGGCAACGCCAAGCCGCAGGCCAUCGAAUGGUGCCUCCACUCGGUGGUCACUCGGCUGAGGGCUCUGCCCCUGCCCGACUAUGUGAGUGCCGGCUAUGAUGGGCAGCAGGCACUGCUGCUGGAACAGGAGCAACAGAUCGAGCAAUUGAUGGCCCACUAUAUUACCAUUGAUCUGUGCUACCAGCCGCUGUUGCAGCAGAUCCUGCAGUUCGAUCUGCGAUCGCCUGGUUUUCGCGAUUGCAGCUUGAAUCGUCGCAAUGUUUUCACCUGCUUUCUGCUGCAGUUGCUCGACAAACCGUUGGCGCUGCUCGAGCUGAGCAAUGUGACGAAGAGUCUAUUGGAUCCCGGCGAGAAGCCGGGUAUGUGGCGCCUCCGACCCGAGCUGACGCAGCGCAACUUUUUGCGUGCACGCGCCAAAGCUGGCCGAGCACAGACCUAUGUGCAGCAGGUGGUGCAAAAGUUAACUGGCGAUGCCACCCAGCUGCUGGGCGAUCCCUAUUAUCUGCUCGGUCUGGUCGAGAACCGAGCACGCUGGAAGCGACGCCUCGAUCCCUCGAAGGGUGUCUUCGAACUGACCAAUCUGAAUAUAUUCCUCAUCGACGAGAAGCUGCCGCUGACCGCUGUCGGCAUGUAUUAUCACGCCAUGCUCGUGGGUCAACUGCUGCCCCCCACUGCGCCAAAAAUCUAUGCGCCACUCUUCAUCUUCGAGGCGAGUCUGUAUUUGGUGGCAGUGCUGCUGGAGCAAUCGGAACCACCGCUUCAACAUUGCGGUCUGCGGCUAAAUGAAUAUGUGCUGAGCAUCCAGACGGAGCCGGUGCCGCAGGCUUCGCUGGAUCUGGAGGUGCACAAGCGCUAUUGCGACGCCCUGUGCAAGAUCACCGGCUAUGCGCCGCAGGAGUCACUGCGUCGCCUCGGCCUGCAGGUGCUGCAUCAUUAUGUGCUGGCCUUCGAGGAUGCCGCCAAGUAUUUCAUACUCAAGAAUCUGCUGGAUACGCUGCAACACGAUGGCAUUCGUGGUUACUUGGCUGGUCUCUUCAAGGAUAUUGUCGCUGUGCAUUUGGCACGCCGGAAUUUGCCACUGCCGGAGGUGUAUUGUGGGCUCAAGUUUCGUUCGAUGCUGCUGCAGUGCGUCUGUGUGCUACCCGAGGAUGUCAAAUCGGAUCUGUUGGUGCAUUCGAAUAGCAUUGCGAGUGCUUUGAAUGUGCUGCGUUAUUUCCCUGUUGCGGAUCGGGAUAAUCGUACGGGUUUCUGGCACAUUCUGCCAGAGAUUCAACAGCGUUUGCUGGAGCCACUGGGCAAGGCAUUGAACUUCUCGCUGGCCCACUAUCGUGCGUACCGGGAGCGGGUGAAGAAUGGCCAGAGUGCCUCCGAUGAUGAACUGAUGCAGAAGCAGCUCAACAUGCUCGCCGUGAACAUCAGCAACAGCGGCAUGGCUGACGAUGGCGGCGGAGGCGGCGAUAGCGGCCAUCUGCCGGAUAUUGGACGCGAGGAGAAAUUGGAGGUGUUGGCCACCUCCAUAACGGGUCUGGAGUCGUUGCGUGUCAUCUAUUUUCUGGCCAGCGAUUGCAUCGAGCAGAAUAGCAAUCAACGCAAACUGGAAUCGGAGCCAGUUGCCAUGGAUUUAGAUGUGGAGCAGCCCUAAUCCCCUCGUGCACAAUACCCAAAAACCCACUUUUGGUCACGCAUAUUAUUAGGUUUAUCUAUAUAUAUAUAGAUCCAUAUAUAUAUAUAUAACUUUGUAUCUCGCAAACGAAAUGAAAACGAAUUUUUGUCUGACUAAAAUAUUAUGAUUUGGCUUAGUUUACUUUUUUUCAUUUA